Molecule: messenger RNA, 11225 nt
Organism: Penaeus chinensis
Lineage: Eukaryota; Metazoa; Arthropoda; Malacostraca; Decapoda; Penaeidae
Gene: Dscam1
Product: Down syndrome cell adhesion molecule-like protein Dscam2
Exons: 42
Coding region: 185-6493 (2102 amino acids)
Biological process (GO): axon guidance; homophilic cell-cell adhesion; dendrite self-avoidance
Cellular component (GO): axon; plasma membrane
Molecular function (GO): cell-cell adhesion mediator activity
Source: RefSeq, a predicted model, not a curated record
AGUCUGGUCUUGGCCAGUGAAGAGUGAACGUCAGCUUAUCGCUCCCGUUCACCACGGUCAGUGCCAGGCCUAUAUUUUGGGCUAAUCCAAGUGAUCUCUAGAUACACCCCCGUGGAUAUAGUGUCGUGGAGAUAUAGUGUAUGGUGUUAUAAUUUCCUCCUUGGCGACACCUUCCUCCUUCACCAUGGGCACUACCUAUAUGGUGUGGGCGAUCCUCCUCGCUCUAACACUGCACAAAGCUGUGUGUGAUGAGAGCGGACCCGUCAUCGUAGAAGAACCAGACAACCGCGUGGACUUCAGCAACUCAACCGGCGCCAACAUUCACUGCUCUGUUCGAGGACGACCCGCCCCCUCCGUCGUUUGGGUUCGCGCUGACAAUGGCUCCGCUAUCGGUGUUGUUCCUGGCCUUAGGAUGGUUCUCUCCAACGGCACCCUGAUCUUCCCCCCCUUCCGCGCCGAGGACUACCGCCAGGAAGUGCACGCCCAGGUCUACCGCUGCCAGGCCUCCAACUCCCACGGCACCGUUCACUCCCGCGACGUCCACGUGAGGGCAGUGGUGUCCCAGUUCUACCAGACGGAGGUGAACAACGAGCACGUCAUCAGGGGUAACUCGGCCAUCAUUAAGUGCGUGAUUCCGUCCUUCGUGGCCGACUUUGUCUCGGUGGCGUCCUGGGUCACGGACGACGGGCAGACCUUCGUGCCGGAACACAAGGACUAUGACGGCAAGUACCUGGUCCUUCCCUCCGGCGAACUCCACAUCCGCUCCGUCAGCUCCGAGGACGGCUUCAAGAGCUACAAAUGCCGCACCGUGCACCGCCUCACCCAGGAAACCCGCCUCUCCGCCACCGCCGGACGUCUUGUGAUCUCCGAUCCCGUGGGAUUCUCCGCCCCAAAAUUCACGUGGGAGGAGCGCAUCAAUACUGUCCUGACGGUGGUGAAACCCAGCGGCGUUAGUGUUUCCGUCUUCUGCGAGGCCCAGGGCUUCCCCGUGCCUGAAACCCGGUGGUUCAAGGUCCCCGAAGGAGGACGCAAGGCAGCUGUGGAACUCGGCGAACGCGUGAAGCAAGUGGGUGGAACCCUCAUCAUCCGUGAAGCCAAAGUGGAGGACUCUGGCAAAUACCUGUGCGUCGUCAACAACUCUGUUGGAGGCGAGAGCGUCGAGACUGUGCUCACUGUCACUGCUCCCCUAAGUGCCCAAGUUGAACCCAAGGUCCAGACCGUUGAAUUUGGACGCCCAGCAACCUUUACCUGCACAUACCGAGGCAACCCUGUUAAGUCUGUCACUUGGCUCAAGGAUGGAAUUCCACUUAACCACAAGGAAGCUGUUCUUCGCAUUGACACCGUUGGUCGUGAGGACAAAGGAAUGUACCAGUGCUUUGUUAGGAAUGACCAGGAAUCAGCACAAGGAACUGCCGAACUCAAACUUGGAGGACGUUUUGAGCCACCACAGCUGAUCUACACCUUCCAGACCAACACUCUCCAACCUGGACCAGCAGUAUUCCUUAAGUGUGUCGCAGCUGGCAAUCCUACCCCUGAGAUCACCUGGGAACUCGAUGGAACUCGCCUCGCUAACUCAGAACGUAUGCAAGUUGGACAGUAUGUUACCGUGAAUGGCGAAGUUGUCUCCCACUUGAACAUCUCUGCAGUUCACACAAAUGAUGGAGGCCUCUAUGCUUGUGUUGCUUCCUCCACUGUUGGCUCUGUCCGUCAUGCUGCCAGGCUUAACGUCUAUGGACUGCCCUACAUCAGGCCUAUGGACAAGGCUGCAGUUGUUGCUGGAGAAAACAUGGUUGUACACUGCCCCGUUGCUGGAUAUCCCAUUGACUCUAUUGUUUGGGAAAAGAAUGGCCGCAUGCUGCCCAUCAACCGCCGCCAGAAGACAUUCCCCAACGGCACCCUCAUUGUUGAAGCUGUCCAACGCUCCACUGACCAAGGAAGAUACACCUGUGUUGCCCGUAACAGCCAGGCUUACACUGCCCGUGGAGAUCUUGAUGUACAGGUCAUGGAACCCCCUCAGAUCCACCCAUUAGUGGUUGCUGGCAUACCUGUAAUAGGGAAGGAGCUUUUGAUCCCCUGCUACGUUGUGGGUGGAGAUUCUCCUCUUGACAUGGUAUGGCAAAAGGAUGGCCAGCCCAUCUCACCUGCGAGAUUGGACUCCAAUCCACCCGAUCCCUGGCACUCGCCUGGGGAUCGCCAGGAACGUAGCCAAACUCUUGAGGAGUCUUGUGAACUGCUCACUAGUGCUCAUAAUGAGUCUGAGCUUGGUGGUGGUGAUGAACUGAAUAUGUUCAGUACAAACAUUGGCAUGGACCCUCGCUUGGCAGUGCACCAACGGGGUGAUCGGUACUUAGUGCUGAGAUUCAGUGCACUUUGCCCACAUCACUCUGGGAACUAUACUUGUGAGGCUUCCAACAUGGCGGGCACUGUUGGCUACACAGUCCCAUUGGAUGUUUUGGUACCACCACGCUGGAUUGUGGAACCUGCAGACAAGGCCUUUGCUCUUGGCAGUGAUGCUAGGCUAGAAUGCAAAGCAGAUGGUUUCCCACGACCCUCUCUCGGAUGGAAGAAGGCUGCAGGACAUACCCCUGGUGACUAUCGUGAUCUUGAUGUAAACAACCCCAAUAUUAAGGUUACUGGUGAUGGAACUCUCCAUAUCAGCAGUAUUCAGAAAUCUCAUGAAGGAUAUUACUUGUGUGAAGCUAACAAUGGCAUUGGUGCUGGACUGUCUACUGUUAUCUACGUUAGGGUGCAAGCUCCCCCACAGUUCAAGAUUCAGUACCGCAAUCAGACAGCACGCCAUGGAGAUGAUGCUGUCUUGGAAUGUGAGGCCGGAGGAGAAACCCCCAUUGGCAUCCUCUGGAGCAAGGACAAGCACAGUGUUGACCAAGCAGCUGAACCAAGGUACACAAUCCGUGAAGAAAUGCGUGGUGGCAGUGUUCACAGCAGUCUUAGCAUCAAGACAACUGAUCGCACUGACUCUGCUGUCUAUACCUGUGUGGCUACCAAUGCUUUUGGAAGUGCAGAUACCAAUAUUAACCUCAUCAUUCAAGAACACCCAGAACAACCCAGCAGCCUUAAGGUUCUCGAUAAGAGUGGCCGAUCAGUGGAACUGUCUUGGACCUCUCCCUAUGAUGGAAACUCCCCUAUCACCCGAUACAUUGUGGAAUAUAAGCUUAGCCGACGUAACUGGGAAAAUGAUGGUGAACGCAUGAUGGUGCCUGGAAACCAGAACAUGGCAGCUGUCUUGGAUCUUCGCCCAGCAACUACCUAUCACCUCCGUAUUGUUGCAAGGAAUGAGAUUGGUGAUUCUGACCCAUCAGACAUUGUGACCAUCAUCACUGCCGAGGAAGCACCAAGUGGCUCACCACGUGACCUCAAAGUUGAAGCUGUUGACCAGACCUCCCUCCGUGUUAAGUGGAAGCCACCUCUUAGGGAAGAAUGGAAUGGAGACAUCCAGGGCUACCAAGUAGGCUACCGUCUCGCAUCAUCUAAUACCUCUUAUGUCUAUGAAACUGUGGAAUUCAGCAAGGAAGUGGGCAAAGAACAUCAACUGACUAUCAAGAAGCUGCAAGUGUACACUGAAUACGCUGUUGUGGUCUCUGCUUUCAACAAGAUUGGACAAGGACCCACAACUGAGGAAAUCCGCUCCUACACAGCUGAAGGAACCCCCCAACAACCCCCUCAUGAUGUCACCUGCACAACUCUGACUUCUCAGACCAUCCGCGUGUCUUGGGCCUCACCUCCACUUGAGACUGUACAGGGAGUGAUCAAGGGAUACAAAGUAAUCUAUGGACCAUCUGACAAGUGGUAUGAUGAAGAGAGAAAGGACACAAAAAUUACUAGUUCCACUGAGACUCACCUCCAUGGACUUCAGAAGUACACUAACUACAGUCUCCAGGUUUUGGCUUUCACAUCAGGUGGUGAAGGAGUACGAUCACAGCCUAUUCACUGUCAGACUGAUCAGGAUGUCCCUGAUGCCCCCACAUCUGUCAAGGCUCUGGUUAUGUCAGCUGACUCCAUCCUGGUAUCUUGGCUACCCCCAGACCGUCCUAAUGGUAUCAUUACUCAGUAUACUGUAUACUUCAAGGAAGAGGGAAAGAGUGACAGUGAGGCAGAGCAGGAGAAACUUCUAUCAUCUCAACUGAACUACGAAGCAAAUGGACUUAAACAGCGGGAUGAAUAUGUCUUUUGGGUGACAGCCUCUACAACCAUUGGAGAAGGAGAGAAGUCUGAAUCUGUCCAUCUGAAGCUCUCAAGCAAAGUCCCUGCCAAGAUUGCAUCCUUUGAUGAUGAGUAUGUUGCCACAUACAAGGAAGAUGUCAAGCUCCACUGCCAGGCUGUAGGUCUCCCCACCCCUGAUAUCAGGUGGACAAUCCGUGGUGAACCAUUUACCCCCAAUGAUCGUAUGCGUCUUUUGACUGAGGGUUCCCUACUGAUUCGUGAAGUGUCUCGUGAUGAUGCUGGAGAGUACACCUGCCAUGUUGAGAAUCCCUAUGGACAAGACACAGUCACACACACACUCCUCAUUCAAGCCCCACCUCACCCACCUGAGAUUCAACUCCAGUCAACCACCACCAAUAGCAUUGAGGUUAAGCUGAAACCUUCUGUUAUUGAUGACACCACUCCCAUUCAUGGUUACACUGUCUACUACAAGCCUGAGUUUAGUACCUGGGAGAGUGUGCAGGUUCCUGCUUCCACAAGGUCAUACAAUUUGGAAGGCUUGUGGUGUGGUUCUCGUUACCAGAUUUAUGCUUCGGCUUACAACAAGAUUGGCACUGGUGAAUCUUCUGAGAUCUUGAACACGCGCACAAAGGGCAAGAAGCCUGAGAUUCCUGAAGUUCAUCGUUUUGUAGAAGUUUCCUCUGUCUCUAUCAAUCUCCACCUUAAAGCCUGGCAAGAUGGUGGUUGCCCCAUGAAUUACUUUGUGGUUGAAUACAAGCCAAGGCACCAGACUGAAUGGAUAAUGGCAGACAACCAAGUGAGCCCAACAGGAAACUAUGGUAUCAUGGAACUGACCCCUGCUACCUGGUAUAAUCUUCGUAUCUCUGCUCAUAAUAAUGCUGGAUCUUCAGUUGCUGAAUAUGAAGUUGCUACAUUGACUCUUACUGGAGCCACGCUGCCGCCAACUGUUUCGGACAGCCGAGUAACCUGGCUUCCUGAUUGGUGGCCGAAGUGGCUGGAUCUGAAUGUCCUGGUCCCAGUUAUUGCCACUAUCGUCGUCAUCAUUGUGGGCAUUGUUGUCAUCUGUGUUGCAGUAACUCGUCGCAAGAACGGCAUUGAGAACUUGAGACUGCGAGAGGAAGUGUACCAGCAGUACCAAUACAAUGCAAGCAUGCCCCCACCAUCCACCAUGGACAAACGCCACCCAGGAUUCCGAGAAGAACUUGGCUACAUUCCACCACCCAACCGCAAGCUUCCACCUGUCCCUGGAUCCCAGUAUAACACCUGUGACCGCAUCAAGCGAGGUGGGGGGUCGGGUCGCGGCACACAUGCCACCUGGGACCCAAGACGACCCAUGUACGAGGAACUCUCCCUCCAUCCCCCCCCCGGACGACGUAUCCCCCUUGGAGGGCCCCCACAACCCCUUGGCUCUCAGGACACUCUCAGAUCAGGUGGCGAUGACGAGAUCUGCCCUUAUGCUACCUUCCACCUUCUGGGCUUCCGUGAGGAAAUGGACCCCCAACAAGCUGGCAACAACUUCCAGACUUUCCCCCACCAGAACGGCCAUGGCUCACAGCAACACUUCGUCAACUCCCCUGCCUCAAGGAGCAUGCCACGUCAUGGGUCUGGAAACUACUACAGCUGCGUUUCUGGCGACUAUACUUGUGGCCAUACCCCGAACGAAGGCCACCAGCCUCGUCAUGGGUCCGGCAACUACUACUCGUGCGUGGCCGGAGAAUAUGGCCCUGGCGGUCCUCCAAGCAGCACCUACUACUCUACUGUUCCUGGCGAUAUGACUGCUUCCCGCAUGAGCAACUCAACUUUCUCUCCAACCUACGAUGACCCUGCCCGCUCUGAUGAAGAGAGUGACCAAUACGGUGGAUCUACUUAUUCUGGUGGUGGACCCUAUGCUCGAGCCAUUGACUCUGUGUCACAGUCUGGCACUGCUAAACGCCUUAAUGGUGCUCACCCCCCUGGAGCUCCUGUGUCUGGGCCUCAACCCAGCAACCAUAGAUUUAUAUCUAACCGUGGAAGCACUUCUGGAAGCGCUGGACAAGGAUCCCCUGAGCCCCCCCCUCCUCCACCUCCCCGCAACGGAGACCUCCCCCUUGAUUCCUCUGGCCUCGGUUCAUCUCUGAACGACUCAAACAACUCCACAGCAUCUAAUCAGUUCUCAGAGGCUGAGUGUGAUCAUGAUCUUGUGCAGCGUAAUUAUGGAGUGAAGGCUACCAAGAGCACAGAGGAGAUGCGCAAGCUCCUGGACAAAAAUGAAGCAGCUGCCCACAUUCAAAAUGGAGGCCUAAGGAUGGUGAGCGACGAGAUGAAUGUGUGAGGUCCUCCAGACCCCACUGCAGGACCUCCCAAACCCCGUGCCAUACGAGGCAGCCUGAUUACCGCCCCCAUGUCACUGCACGCUGAUUAUUGAUUCUGAACACCCAAGCUGAACACUGAGACAAGAUCUGCUACUAGAUAUGAUAUGAUUAUAUAUAUAUGUAUAGACCCUCACCCCUAGACGCAUUACUGAAAUGAGCACAGAGGACAUUAAUAGCGGAGGCCAUAUACUACAAGGAAGAAGGUAGUAUUUGUGAUAAAAUGUAUAGAAUAUCAGAGGAAAUUGUGCAUCAUUUAUAUCUUAGCUCUCUAAUUUAAAAUAGUUCCAGAUACCUCAUUAAAUACAUGUAUACUCCAAGCACUGUAAUAAAUGGUAAAUCAGCAGCAGUUGUUCUCUUGUGUUGAAGAUCGAAUAUCUGAUUCUGUGUUCAUAGGGGUGACCCACGUCUUCUUAAUUGUUACUGCGUCACAGUCCCCCCCCGCUCAUGAGAAUUAUUAACCUGCUGUGAACUCCAUUGUUGUACUCCCUCGUUACCACCGCGAGCUGAUUGACGUUUUUUGCUUUGAGUGUUUCUUGCAGUGUCGUGUAUCACGUAACAGUAGCAGUAUUCUUUUUCUGCCCUGUGCUCAGUUUGAAAUGUGAAUAUGAAAGCAAAUGCUUCUGUUGCAGUGUAAUUUGCACCGGUAAUUUGAGGGCCACACCGUCAGUGAAUUCUUAACCAUAGCAGUGAACAGAAUGUCUUCAUUGGCCAUUGGACCAUAUGUGCUGUGUGAUAGUGUGAGAUGAACUAAGGAUUGCUGUGUGAGUCAUCCGUGACGGUGCUAUGUGGGAGUGACUCUCGACUUGUUUGGUGUUCUACAUACUUUUGUGAUACAACCAAGGUCUAGUCAGGAGCGGGGGAUCAACCUGUCAGUGUUUGCCAGAACCUUUGUGACGCAGAUGUAAUCAUUACGCUCAGUUUUACCAUUUUUUCCAAUCUACCAGCAGUAGUCCAUUAAUGAGACUGACAGGGAGAAUGGCAAAGGAUGGAUAUGAAAUGACAUUGUGAUGACGUGAGGUUAUUUGAAUGCAACCUUUUUGAGUUAAAAAAAAGUAUCUUGCUUGCAGUAGAGAUAAACCUAUUGAGGUAUAUAUAAAAAGUGACAUAAUUGUUUCAAUGGCAUCUCUAUUAGUGCACUUUCAGAAAGCUAUCUCCCUGUCAACUCUUUUGCCGCAGCGUUCCUAGGUGUUGCUUAAUUUCAGCAGCUUGCAAGACAAUAUAUGACUUGACCAACAAUUUUGAGUCUUAAUGUGGCAGAUCUUGUACUGAUGGAGAAAGAAACAUUUAUCAGCAUUUAAAACUCAAGACAAAAUUGGUGGGAAAGUCACAUUAUCCAAAUAUCCAAUGUAUUGUAAGGCAUCUCGCUAGGUCAUAUUUUAUUUGUAUAUUGAAUUCAUUUAUCUUAGGAACAAUUGACAAAUUCUCAUUGUCAAGUAAUCAGUUUCUACUUAAAGAUAUUUCCAUUGUAAACAUUUCUUAUGACUCUAAGACAAAAUGUUGAUGUGUAAGUAUGUGUGCAUUGCUUCUUUAUAGUGUUAGAAUUGUGUGAAAGUGAAUAUAUAAUGAUAGAUUUUAAGUCAGUGCAAAGUCAUACUCCUAUAUCAUUAUUGGCAGAUUUCUCCUGUAUCUGACAAUAGCCAUUAUAUAUCUUCUGGUAAUGUUUUGGUGGUUAUUCAUUGAGUCGAUCAAAGUGGACAUGCAGAAAAGCUUGAAGUUGCAAGAGUGUUGAUGGGUGAUAGAGCCUCUGAUGAUUGAGGAGAGGAAGCGCACUUCAUCCUUUCCAGUAAAUGAAAGAUAGAAAAAAGGCAAUUAACACUCUGCACUUACUUCAUUGUCCACUUUCAACCAGAAGAUCAGUGAAGGCUCCAGAAUAUGCCAACAUGUCACAUAAGCUCAAGUGUUGACCAUGUAGUCCCCAGUAAAUGUUGCCAGUAUAAUCUUUGCCUGUCCUCAACUAAGCAGACUUUACAUUAUUGAUUUGCAUUUCAUUAGUAAUGAUAAUAUCAAGGUGUAAUACCACCAGAACUAGAGAGGUCAUGCUUUCUAUCUAUGCAUAUGUACUAUUAAAAAUAAAAAAAGAUCAGAAGAGAAAAUUCCCCAAAAGUAUAUAAUGCUCAAACUCUUGAGUAGAUAAACGAAUGCUUUUUUCUACUGCUUUUAGGUAGGAUUAAUCCAUGUUGAAAACUCAGUAUUAGGCAAUAUAGGCAUACAUGCAAGACAUUCAAAGCACCUUUCUUGGAUUUUAAUUCCAUCAAUGACAAUUUUUGUAUGUAUGUUAAGUAUUGUCUAUCUGUUAUUAAUUUCUUUGUACCAUUUCUAUACAUAUAGGAUAUGUGUGAUUAAGCUUCAUAGUAGACAGUGCUUGUUGUUACUCAACCAGGGAGGACGGGUGCUAAUGGGAGGGGGACACAGCAGAAGCUCCUAAAUGACAAUACCAGGAGAGUGAGUCUUCAGUUUUUUUAUGAUGAAGAAAUUAGCUGACACAAAGAGAAUCUGUGAUAAACUCUUUUGUGUUGUGAUAAGGAAGUGAGGCCAAUUUUUGUCAUGUACUUUAUUUUUCUGAGUCAUUAUUAGUGGAAGCUAUUAAAUUGUAAAGGAAUAUAGUUUUCAGAUCUGUGUGUAUGCGUAACUGAUAUCCACAGACUGACUCAAGUAUAAUGAAAAGCCCAUGUAAGAUCAGGAUCACUGUUCUUGUUCCAUGACUAUAUCUGACAAUUUUUUAGGGGGAUAAACUUGUCCAGAUAAGUAUGGAGCAUCACUGAAAAAAGUUUCAGUGAUUCUGAUCUUCUUGUCUUGACGUUCUUCUCAACAGGAAAAUAAAGCAAGUUCUUAUGUACUAAACGUCAUGUGGACAAAAAUUUAGUCUAGUGUAUGGUUUACAUAUAAUUAUUGUUGAAACUUCCAAGAUGAGUAUUCUACCUGUAGAGAAAGAAAUGCACAAUUUUUUAUUUUUUUUUAUAUAUAUUUAACAUGCUAGAAGUGAAAAGCAAAAUUGGCUCAUAUAUGAGAUGUCCCCCUACCCAGUAGUUUUGUCUCUCUCUGUAGAUUAGAAUUACACAGCCAUUGUUUCCUUUUAUAGUAAUGUCAAUGUAACCACGCAUUAAAGGUUAUUGAUACUUAAACACUGGGAUUGCUAGAUGUUUAAUUAUACUGUAGCGGGUAGGAGAACUUCAAGUAUUACCACUGCAUGAAUUGUACCACAUUGACAUUAUAUAACCAAGUUAUCAUGGUAAACAUCACUGUUGAACAUUUGGAAAGCGGCAUGAAAUUAACUAAUGAAGUGAUGAAGUGUCUUCAUCAGUUAAUCAAUGUAUGCUGAUUACCAGUUUAACAAGAAGACAAGUUGUAAUCAUAGCACUUUGUUCUCAAAGGCUAACUUAUCCUGUGUUUUAAAUAGGGAAUUUAGCUUUGUGACAAAAUAUGAUGCAAAUUUAGUCUGCAAGUUGUUUACUGUUGACACUCCGGUAUAAACAUUAUAAACAUUUAAACAUUCUCUGUGUACUCUGAAAGCUGUGUUGCUUGAUUCUGUUAGAAGUUGCAUAUGCUUAGAACUAGUACUGAAUAUCUGAUACCUCACAUCAGACAUGUGAAUAGAAACAGCAGAUAUGUUUCCAUAUUCCUGUUCUUCUAAGAAUAUGAAUUAUAACAUAUUUAUAAAUGAUACUUAUUUAUAAAUAUUUCACCAUCAAGAUCCACUGACACAAAAGGGAUGCAAUGGCUUUGGAUAUAACAGUGCUAAGUUCUGAACAUUUGAAAUUUCUGUCUGUUUCUCGUAUACUUUUGUGAAAUUGUGUUAGCCUGUGUUACCAUGGGCUUUAAAUAUAUAAAUCUGCCUAAAGGAAGACAAUUUGUGCGAGAAUCAGAUAAAAGAUGAAUUUAUAUCAGCUUAGAAAAAAAAAAUUGUAUAGUGAUCUUGUGCAUGCAAGUUCUACCAUAUGAGGAGGGUGCUUGUUGUAAGGAACUUUCUCCACAUCACAAAACCAGGGGAUUGCACUCCCUGAAGUUAGGAAUUUUGACAGCACAACAAUUUACCAGGAGUUGUGGAGUUAUAGGUUAUGUUUUGCCCUUAUUGCUGUAAGGGACCAUAUACUUGCCCAGUUAUUUAUGUCAUCCCAAUUGUGAAGGCAUAGAAGUGAUAUCGUAAGAUACAGAUGAAUGUUUCAGUGGUAGUUCAUACUUGUCAGGCUUGUGGAGUAUUCAUGGAAUAGUGUUUUGAUUUGACCUAAGGAUGAGCAAAUUACCUCUGCAAUGAACAAGAUGUGAACUCCAGGAACUGAAUUUAAUGUCUCAUGUAACUAUAAAGGAUGGAUGCUUAUGGUAAUUUUCAAAGCUAGGUUUGCUUAUGUUGUUAUUUGGUGACUGUAGAGUGUUUAAGAAAAGUAAUGCUAAGCAACUCUUCCUGAGGGCAGAUUACAAGUGUUAUAAGACAGUUCUGGUUAUUUUUCACUUUUUUGCAAGCAGUAGAUGCUCAGGACUCACAGUAUUUUGUUGUCAUAAUUCUGUUAAAUAGUAAAUUGCCCAAUUUGGGGGUAAUGUGUCAGGCAACCAGAACCUCUCAUCUCACUUGUAAUUUGUGUUGCGACAAGGGACUUUGCGCCUUACUGAUUGAAGGUCAAUGUCGCUCGUCACUUCACAUUUUCUACCAAAUAUAGUGUAAACAAUUAUGUAUCAUGAAAUAAACCAUGAGAAAUA